Molecule: messenger RNA, 791 nt
Organism: Nomascus leucogenys (northern white-cheeked gibbon)
Lineage: Eukaryota; Metazoa; Chordata; Mammalia; Primates; Hylobatidae
Gene: TMEM141
Product: transmembrane protein 141
Source: RefSeq, a predicted model, not a curated record
CCUGCGCCUGCGCAGAUCCUCUCCCCGAGCCCUGCCAACCAUGGUGAACUUGGGUCUGUCCCGAGUGGACGACGCCGUGGCUGCCAAGCACCCGGGACUCGGGGAGUAUGCCGCAUGCCAGUCACACGCCUUCAUGAAGGGCGUUUUCACCUUCGUCACAGGCACCGGCAUGGCCUUCGGCUUGCAGAUGUUCAUUCAGAGGAAGUUUCCAUACCCUUUGCAGUGGAGCCUCCUAGUGGCCGUGGUCGCAGGCUCUGUGGCCAGUUACGGGGUGACGAGAGUGGAGUCGGAGAAAUGCAACAACCUCUGGCUCUUCCUGGAGACCGGGCAGCUCCCCAAAGACAUGAGCACAGAUCGGCGAAGCUAGGAGAGCUCCAGCGGGGCACAGAGGAUUGGGGGCAGGAGGAGUCUGGAACACAGCCUGCAUGCCCCCCGACCCCAGGCUGACCCUCCCCACACCCUAGGGUACCCCAGUCGUAUCCUCUGUCUGCAUGCGUGGCCAGGCCUGACAAACCCCUGCAGACGGCUGCUGCCCCAACCUGGGACCUGUCCAGGAGGUUGGAGCAGAAAGGGCUCUCCCUGGGGUGGUGGUUCUCCUCUAGGGUAUCAGGACACAUGGUCUGCACUGCCAGCAGAGAGGGUGCGUCCGGGGGCCACCACCUAGGGGGCACAGGGUAGAAGGGGCCUGUGCACCCUGUCAUUCCCUUUCUAGCCCCUGCACCUCCGACAAAUCCAAGGUGACAGCUGGUGCUAGGGGUGUGGGGUUAAUAAAUGGCUUAUCCUUCUCUCCA